AGUUCGACGACGUUACGUAUAUCAGUAAAGCGGAAGUGCCGGUAAAGGCUGUGAGCUUUUUAUAUACAGUCUGGCUGUGAGCUGUGUGUUGUUCCUCUUGAAUGCCACUCGUUUUGAAAAGGUGUCAUCAUGUCAAAGCAGCCGUUGGGGAAGACGUUGCUGAGGAAUGUAAUCCGCCACACAGAUGCCCACAACAAGAUCCAGGAGGAGAUGGAGAUGUGGAAAAUGCGAGACUGGGAGACCGCAACAUCCCACCACAAACAUUUGUCAGAUACGGAGUGUGUGAGGGGGCGAGUGAAUCGAGUACCAGAUCAACCCAGAGACUUGAGUCGAAGCAGAGAGCGAAUCUCAGAACAUGAUGACAGAGAGGCUCGAUACUGGUCUCGCAAACUGUAUGAAUUUAAGGCCAGUGAUCCUGACAGAUGGGGACAUAGUGGCUUCAAGGAGCUUUAUCCGGAGGAGUUUGAAAGUGACAGUGAAAAAAACAGUGCCACGAAGAAAACUGGGCACCACAAAAUGAAAAAGUCCAAGUCUGACACGGAAGCAAGCUUAUCAAAAAGGUCAAAAAAAUCUCGAAAGAAGAAAAAGAAAAGGAAAAGGAAAGGCGAGGAAGGAAAGCGCAAGAAAGCGGAGAGCACGAGCAGCAGCGAUGACAGCAGUGCUGCCAACGAGAAGCAGAGUAAAAGGACUAAAAGUCGUCAUAAAAACAAGAAAAUGGCUAAAACUAGAGAGAGGGAUGAGGACAGUAGCUUAGGGGACAGUGAUGAUGAAAGAGAAAGGGAGAGACGGACUCACCGUCGCAAAAAGCGAAAGCAGGACUCCCACAAAGACUCAGACUCGGGGCCGAACUCAAUAAAGAAGAGGAGGAAAAACUGGAAAGCAGCAGGUGAGGACAGCUCAGAUGAUAGUUCUGGAGACUGAGAUGCAUAACCAUGGACAGACGCACAGCUCAGGAAACAACCAGGAAAACGACUGCAGAUUCCUUUGUUCGCCUUAAAAUUCACACGGGGCUUUUCUCUACCCAUUCUGUUUUGUACUUUGUUAGACAUCAACAAACCUGCGCUCUCGGCCCUCUCUGUGGGCGUUCUGUGAAGCAAUUCCACAUCCACCUCUGCAGUGGCUUGAAGCACACUGAUCGGCAGUACAGACAGCAGGCAGCAUGGAGAGGGAUGGUGCGGUACCUGCCUCAUGCUUCAUGGAGAAUUCUGUCAGCUGCAGGCUCAUUGAUUGAUCAUUUAGUUUCUCCUCAUUCGGUCUGCCUCACAAGGAGACCCUUUGUCUCCCAAGUUUCCUCACCAAUUAUUAUAGGAUGUGCAUUGUAUUUUAUUCAUUUUGUUUUUAAUUUGUAUUAUAUUUGUAUGCAGCACAGCAAUUUCCAUACAGGUCUGUAUUAUUCUGAAUCAUACAUCUGUUGUCAAAUAAAUUAGAGAAUAUACUUUAACAGAAA
Molecule: messenger RNA, 1447 nt
Organism: Micropterus salmoides (largemouth bass)
Lineage: Eukaryota; Metazoa; Chordata; Actinopteri; Centrarchiformes; Centrarchidae
Gene: nkapd1
Product: NKAP domain containing 1
Exons: 6
Coding region: 130-921 (263 amino acids)
Source: RefSeq, a predicted model, not a curated record